AUUGUUUUCGUUUCGAUAAAGUAUACUGUGCUUGAAAAUAAGUUAUAUUCCAAAGGCUCCAUUAGGUACCAUUUCACAUUAAAAUAUAAGUUGACAUUUUCCGUAUUUUUACGAGAGGUCAUUUACAUAUAAAUUUCUUGAACGCGUGGUAAUAUCAUGAUUAUAAGCCGGAUUUUACCCAAUCAAGGCACGGUCUCGUAACCUGGAAGUGCGCAGGCCUCUUUCACAAGAUGCAAAACAAAUUUUAACCAAAGCAUUUACUGCUUCAGCCAAUGCUAGAAACCAGUUGAUUUAAGAUAUUUGGAAUUAGUACAGUGUUGAUUAUAGUUGAUUACGACUUCUAUGCGAAAAUACAUGUAACAUACCUGCUAGUUCUUUUGUCAUUGUGUAAACAAAUUUAUAGUAAGGAUAAAGGUUUGUUGAAAAUCAUGACAUUUGCAAUAGGAAGAUUAUCUAGUUUUUGUUUUCGCAAUGGUCCCCGUUAUCAAAGGGUAUAUCAGCAUUUUAAAAUUACAAGGAUUUGUGCUGUAAACUUCUCCGUUAAAUCUGAAAUAUCAAAAGCUGAUAAUGAAACAGAAAAAGUUAGUACUCCAAUUGGAGAUGGAAAAAUAUUUAAAUCAGCAAGUGAGGCCAUAUCCGACAUACCUGAUGGUGCAACACUAUUGGUUGGUGGAUUUGGUCUUUGUGGAAUUCCUGAAAACCUGAUUGCAGCAGUACUUAAGAAAGGAUCAAAGAACUUAACAGUAGUUUCUAAUAAUGCUGGUGUGGAUGAUUUUGGGCUGGGUAUUCUGCUUCAGGGACACCGAAUAAAGAGAAUGAUUUCUUCGUAUGUUGGAGAAAAUGCAGAAUUUGAAAAGCAAUACCUCAGUGGUCAGCUGGAAGUAGAAUUGACUCCUCAGGGUACUUUGGCAGAACGAAUAAGGGCUGGAGCAGCAGGCAUUCCAGCAUUUUACACAGCUACAGGACUUGGCACAAUUAUUCAAGAGGGUAACGUCGUUGUAAAAUAUAACGAGAAAGGAGAUGCCGAAAUAUCGGGUGAAUCAAAAAGCGUGAAUACAUUUAAUGGACGAAAUUAUGUUUUGGAAACUGCAAUCACUGGGGAUUUCGCCUUUAUCAAAGCAUGGAAAGCAGAUAAGGCUGGAAAUCUAAUUUUUCGAAAAUCAGCUAGGAACUUCAAUCCCGUUAUGUGUAAAGCGGCUAAAACGUCCAUCGUCGAAGUAGAGGAGAUUGUAGAGAACGGUCAGUUAGAUCCUGAUCAAGUACAUUUACCAGGAAUUUAUGUAAAUAGAAUUAUCAAAGGAUCAUCCUACGAGAAACGAAUUGAGAAAAGAAUAACAAAACAGGCAGCAAAACCGAAGAAAGUAACUCCAGCAGGCAAGGCUAGAGAGCGAAUUAUAAGAAGAGCUGCUCUUGAAUUUAAAGAUGGAAUGUAUGCUAAUUUGGGAAUCGGUAUUCCUAUGCUUGCUAGCAAUUACAUUCCGAAAGGAGUAAAUGUGACUUUGCAAUCAGAAAAUGGAAUACUUGGAUUGGGUUCUUAUCCUGAAGAGUCUGAAGUAGAUCCUGAUUUAAUCAAUGCCGGAAAGGAAACAGUCACGGUAGUACCAGGAGCCUCGUAUUUUAGUAGCGAUGAAAGUUUCGCAAUGAUUAGAGGGGGGCACAUUGAUUUAACAAUACUUGGAGGAAUGCAAGUAUCUGAGAAAGGUGAUUUGGCAAAUUGGAUGAUCCCGGGUACGAUGGUUAAAGGAAUGGGUGGUGCGAUGGAUCUUGUUGGCACAGCUUCCACAAGAGUGGUAGUAACAAUGGAGCACAAAGCACGUGAUGGAAGUCCAAAGAUUCUUCCCAACUGUACUCUACCUAUUACAGGUCAGGAAUGUGUCGAUUUGAUAAUUACGGACUUGGCAGUUUUUGAAGUGAUAAGAGGUGAAGGCUUGAAGCUCAUCGAGAUUGCACCAAAGAUCGACAUAAGUGAAAUCGUAAGUUCAACCGGUUGUGAAUUUUCCGUGGCAGACGAUUUGAAACCAAUGGGUCAAGUACCAAUAGAUGGAGAGAGUUGAAAUGCAGGUCUAUCAAAUUGGUCAAGUUUCACUUAGAUUUCUGAGACUUCCGUUAAAUAAAAUACCAAUUAAUUAAUCAUUUUGUCGCAUUUAAAAAAAUAAUAACAUCCGGCAGCCAACAGUUGAAGCUUAUAUUCAUUGUUAAUUACUUUUAAAAAAGUAUUAUUUUAAAGGUCCCGUGUUAUGAAUACAAUGUUACUUUGUAUUAUACAAUAGAUAUAUUAUCUAAUAGAAAGUAAUUAUUAGGUUCACUAUAAGUUUAAGGAAGUCAAAAGAACUUUAAUAUAACAUUAACUAAUUUUCUAUAGUCAUAUAAUAAGUUUGAAAGUAACAUAAAUGAUUUCUACAAUA
Messenger RNA from Cephus cinctus (wheat stem sawfly), 2405 nucleotides. It is a transcript of the gene SCOT, whose product is annotated as succinyl-CoA:3-ketoacid coenzyme A transferase 1, mitochondrial. The transcript has 7 exons. Lineage: Eukaryota; Metazoa; Arthropoda; Insecta; Hymenoptera; Cephidae. Gene Ontology annotation, cellular component: mitochondrion. Gene Ontology annotation, biological process: ketone body catabolic process. Gene Ontology annotation, molecular function: succinyl-CoA:3-oxo-acid CoA-transferase activity. The record is from RefSeq and is a predicted model, not a curated record. Bases 429 to 2054 code for a protein of 541 amino acids.